CCUCCCCGACGACGCCCUCGCGGCAGGGCGUGCGGCGCUCUGUGGCCUCCCAGCGAGGCUCCGUUCUCGCCAAGAGUUUUGUUCUUAACUCCCAAUUUCCCUGGGCUUCAGAGCAUCUUUCUUUUUUUUUUCCCCCCUCACUUUUAUUAUUAUUUUUUUCGGUAAGAAAGGAGUUAGAGAAGGAGGAUAAGAAGAGAGCGUGGCGAAGAUGGAGGAAGGUGCGGACUGGGACAGUGAUGAGACGGUGAUAGAGGGGUCGGUGACGGAGAGCGAGCAGGAGGAAGAGGAGCUGCCCUGGAGAAGGUUGCUCUUUGAUCAAGACACAUCUCUUAGACGUGAGUUCAGUCUCCAUCCUGGAAUAAGUGGAACAUGCAGAGGCACACAUUCUCCAGAGAUUCAGCUUAUAUUCAAACUCAGAGGGAAUUCACAAGAGCAAAUGAGUAAAAAUAAGAUGAUGCCUCUUCUUAGUGAGGAUGCAGCCUUACAGCAACCUCAAGAUGAAAUGGAACAAAAUCAAGUUCUGUUACAGACUAGAAAAAGUAGUCCAAUGUUCGCUGUGUCAUGUACCCAGGCUGAACUUUCACUGAACCACCAGAGUAUUCGAGGGACUGAGGCUGAAAAUCCUGAAGUGUUGCCACAUCCAGAAAAGGAACUAAGUGCAGGCAGAGACUCUCCUGAAAUAAGCCUUCUCUCAGGUACUACUACUGAAGAAUCUAGUACAUUUCCUGUAAAGGAAAAAUCAUUAAUAGAGCCAAAGAAGAUCUUAGCAGCACCAAAUACAUUUUCUGAGCCUGGAAAGGAAGUCGUGUUAACCGUGACUUCUAAAGAAACCAAGGAUGAAGAAAGCUCUCUUGAAACUUUUGUGUCUGCCUUGGAAGGAUUACUAACAUCACCAGAAAUCACCCAGGAGGAAAGAUUGUUUGGAAUAGUGAGUAAUUUUGAACCUAGAGAGUUGAUGAACCCAUUGAGUAACUCUCUGGGUUCCCUAUCAAUGCCUUUGACAUGUCACGAAGAUUUACUAGAAAACACAAAGGAUGAUGCAUUGCCAGCUGAGUUGUUAGCAGCCCUAAACACAUUGUCAGAAGCCAAGGUGGAACCCAUCUGUCACAGAAAAGAGGGAGGCAUUUGUCUCAGUACUGGAAAUGAAUGUUUAGAAGUGGAGCCUGGUAUGUCUCAGAUUGAUGAAGACUGUACACAAGUAGCAGAGACUCUUGAAGACCCAAAUCCAUUAGGAUUGCAAACUUUGGUUCAUCAAAAUAUUGCCUCUUAUAAUCCACUGAAUAAUAAGGGAAAUUCAAAUCCAGUGAAAAAUUGCUCUGACCAGGAUACUCCAUGUGUGUUAAGGAGAUCAUCCAGACUGAAAGUAGGCAGAGUUGCAAAGCCCACAAAUGACAUAUAUAAGAUGCCAGAGAAGAUUUUACCCAAAAUACUUGGCUGUGAGGAUCAAGCAAAUAGUAACUCGUCAACUGAGAAAUUCAGAAUGCAGAAUCUUGCUUUAAGGAUUGAAGGUAAAGGGAAGACUGUGCAUUCAUCCAGACUCAAGAGUAGAGAACAGAUCAGAAAAAACAAAAAAUUUACACGGAAGAAUGAAAAAAUGAAGAUGAAUAAAAUGUCUCUUUCUAACAUUAACCGGAGAAACAUUUUUGGAGAGAACUUACUGUAUAAGGCUGCUCUGCACAAUGACGCUGGUCUUGUUCAUCAUUACAUAAAAAUGGGUGGAAAUGUUAAUCAACCAAGUUACGCUGGUUGGACAGCACUGCAUGAAGCUAGUGUAGGAGGAUUUUAUCAAGUAGCAAAUGAACUAUUAAAAGGUGGAGCAGAUGUAAAUAUCAGAGGAAUGUACCAGAUCACUCCCCUACAAGAUGCUGUGAUGAAUGGGCAUUAUAAGGUGGCAGAGUUACUUCUUUUGAAUGGAGCAGAUCCUUUAUUUAGAAAUGACAAUGGAAAGUGUGCUUUGGAUGAGGCCAAAGAUUUAUGUAUGAAGCGUCUUCUUGAGAGAUAUGUUUCUAAACGUAAAAGACAUCUCACAUCAGCUCAAAAGAAUAGCACUGACCCUUCAGACAGAGAGGAUGCACACCAGCACAAGAAACCAAAAUUCAGUUCUAAAAAUCACAGUGGGUUUGCUUGUGAUGAAAAUUCCAACAGACAGAAGCCAGAACAUGCAAAAGUCAAUAAAGAAGGCAAAGACAGUUUAUUUAUAAAUAAAGAAGCUGUAUAUGAAUAUUACCAAAAAGAUUCCCAAAGCAGGAAAUUUGGUAAAUCCAAGUAUAAGCAGUCAGCUCUUAACCAGAAAUACUCUAUAGGACUCAAAAAGGACGAUCUCCAUAAUGUCAGGAAUCCCAGCACAAAUGUGUCUAAAGAUAAAGGAAGAAGAAAUACACGACAUAAAAGGAUUCAAGUGGAUCAUAUAAUCCAAGAAAGCAAUCCAAGAAAGAAAAUAGCUGUCUCUUCUUCCAGAAGAACAAACAAGUUGGUUCCUCAUCAGCAGCAGAUUCUCCAAACCCUUGAUGACCUUCCAGAAAAGUCAUGUAAACCUUCUAGCUCAGCCCCGUCAGGCUUGAAAAUUGGUUUAAGUAAUAAUGUCGGGACUUGUUCAGUUUCCAAAGAGACACAUACUCAGAGCCUGGAUUUAUCAGAUAGUCAAGAAAUAAAAUUUCUGGGAUUAGAAUCCAUUGACCAAGCUGAAGCUGUUUCUUUCUCAGGACUUUUUUUGAAUAAAACGACCAAGUUACCACCUGUUACUGCAGAUCAGCAGCCUCAGACUCACCAAGACCAGCAGCACACUAGCCCUUGUAAAUCUUAUGAAAACAGUAACUCAGAUCAAAAAGAUGAGAGCCAUAAUAAGUGGGAAAAUUCUUCUCCAUCCUUUAUAAAGGAAAACUUUAAUGAUGGUGAUGAUGAUACUGGUUCCCGUGCCUCUGGAGAGACUGUAAAAUCUAAAAAGGUGGUAAGUUUUUCAGGUUACAAAAACCAGGAUAAUUAUAAAGAGAAUAUAACAAAUAGGGAAGAAAUGGAUUUUCAACAGUUUUUACCUUCUGAAGACCAUUUUUCACAAGGAAAUGCAUUCAAAGCAGACAACUUAACCAUAGUUCCACAACAGGAAGCUAUUAAUUUUUCAAAUUCCGGUAAUAUAAUGGUUUCUGAACACGUUCCAGAUUAUGAACAAUGUGCAUGUAGAACUUCUUUUGAUCAUUUACAUGGCAGUCCUGAGCAUACUUCCUCGGCUUGUACGAGAACACACUCAAUACAUGAAGUUUCAAAGUUGACUAGUCAUAUGGAGCUAUUCGAGAGGCCACAGGAUUGUAGCUACAGAACAUCAGCUCCUUUAAUGAAUCAGACAGAUGCACACACUGUGGAAAAGGUGAAUAAGAAAGGAGAUGCUGAAAGGAAUUACACUGACAAAGGCCAAAAAACAAGUUCUUCAAAUAGCUCUUUAUCCACAGUUGUUCAUUCUCAAGUAAUAGAAACAACUAAAGCUGAAAAAAGGAGACAAGAGAACAAAACCAUACAUAAUAUGGAUUUUCAUUCCACUGACAAUAUCAGUAAAGAAUUGACCAGCAUCUCACAACUUAGUCAAAGAGAAGAGAAGGAGAUUUCUCACAAAGCAGAUGAGGAAUUAACUAUUAUUGUCAAUGGAGAUGAAAGCACUAUAAGAAAUUGUGAGGAGAAAAAAGAAAAAACAGAUUUAGAAAUUCAUAUGCCUACUAAUAUCCAAGAACACAAAAAAGUUAAAAAUUUGAGAAAAAGACAAAAUUUCUUGAAAGCUACCUGCAGCCAAGAAAUGGAAACAGCUGGGAUCAACAAGAGGCCUGCCAGAGGGGAAAGCCGGCUUCAUUUGGCUGCCAGAAGAGGAAAUUUGUCUCUGGUGAAAGCUCUAGUACAGUCUGGAGCAGAUGUGAAUCUAAAAGAUAAUGCAGGUUGGACACCACUUCGUGAGGCAGCUAGUGAAGGAUGUAAUGAUACAAUUGUAGAGUUGUUAAAAGCUAAUGCUAAAGUUAAUUGUGGAAAUCUAGAUGGAAUUCUGCCUUUACAUGAUGCUGUUGCAAACAACCAUUUAAAGGCAACUGAAAUUCUACUACAACAUGGAGCAAACCCUAAUCAAAAGGAUAAAAAGCAGAAGACAGCCUUGGAUGAAGCAGAUGAUGAAAACACGAAAGAGCUGCUAAAAUCUUACGGUGCCGUUGAGACUGAUAAUAGAGCUGAGGCUAAUGCUGUCGUCACUGUGAAAACUCCUGCUGUCUGGUCAAAAAGACAUAAACAGUGUUUUUGUGAUGACUGCAAAACUGUUGAUAUACCUUCUCUUUCAAACCAAGGGAAAAAAGUGGAGAACCUUCCUAUGCAUCAGAACGUUAGUGCCAUUCUACAAGAUAUAGAAGAAAAACAAGAAAAUUUAUUAGAGUUUGAAAUAAGAACUCCUGAAGAUGCAGAACAAUACAUUGAUAAGAUGUUAGAGGUCAAGGAAGUUAUGGACAAUGUGCUUGCCAAGCAGAAGGCAGAAAGGGAUGAUCUAGCUAAAAAAUACAGGGUGUCCAUGGAGUCAUUUAAGCAAGGAGUCCUGAGAGAACAACUGGUUAACUUGGCCACAAGACAGAAGAGCCUUUUAACUGUAACAAAAAACCAGAAAAAAAUAAGGGAGAAAAUUCACAACUAUAAGAAUGUUACACCUUUGUCUGGUCUUAGUUUCAAGAAGCUGCCAUCCAGCUCAGAAAUCUCUAAUGAAAAAAGCAGGCAAGAGUUUACCAGUCUGGAAACUUCAGUGCAGCCCCAGUCAGGUUCACUUUCUCCUGUCAGCCUUGUUUAUGGAAGCAUGCAGGAGACACAGUUGUCUUCGGAAAUCUGGCAUGACAGCCAGAACACCAACACUUGCCUAAAUUCAAAGGGAAUGAGAAGGGAAGGAUUUUCUGGAAAUGAGCUAAAUUCUAAGCUCAUCAGUGACUAUACCUUGGACAGAUUAUCAAAAUCCAGACAUUCAGAUGGCACUAAGAAGAUUAAAUUACCAUCCCAAUCUGUUACUUUUAUUACUCAAGCAGAAUAUUCACAAAAAGAAAAUGAUCUUACAGAUAUGGCAGCCAAAGAGCAUGCAUCCUUUAGACCUUCAGCAGUAACUGGCGCAUUAAAUAUUUCAGAAACCACAAGUGUACUUUCCCACAAUGAGCCCUAUCCAUCAGCUGUUCUUUGUGAUCAGGCUUUUUCCAGUUGUGAUCCAAAAAGAGACAACAGGAAAACAGCUUCCCAGCAACCACCUAGGAGGGCAUCAGAAUCCCUGGCACAUCGAGAGAUUGAUGUCUUUGGCAGUAAUACUGGGCAUCAGAUGAAACCGUAUCUUAAAAAAUCAGCUGUUGCUGUUCCACAUGCAAAUGACAGUCAGAGCUCUUCCUCCUCUGAGUCUAGCCGUCAACAUACUAUUAAAAAACCUUUAAACUACAGUACAGCUCCUAAAAAGAAAUGCAUGCAGAUAAAGGAUCUGAUAUUGCUAGGAAGAAUUAAUCCAGGAAAUAACAUUCUGGAAUUUAAAACACAGGAGACUACCCACAAAGCCAGUGUUUUAUUGAGUGGCAAAAUUAAGGUAGAAAAUGGUCAGAUUUAUCAAAACCCAGUCACCUGGCUCAAGGAUGUUCUAGGAGGUGACAGUUAUGUGACCUGGAAUUAUGCUUGGAGUAAGGUAACAUAUCAAGGGAAGGAGCUUUUAAAGUAUGUUUCUGAGGAAUUACCCACCCCUCCAGACCCAAACUUGGUACCUCAGCAACGUCAACCUUGUCCUCCAGACCUGCUUUGUUUAGAUUACUCAGUACAAGAACCAAAUAAAUAGCUGAUGGAGCUGACAAAAUGGAGUCAGAGAAUGUCCGGAGAGUCAAUGCAAAGUAUCCCACAUUACCUUCAAAUAAAUGAAAUACUGUUAGUCAGCGAACAAGAAUUUCUCCCAUGUCAUAUAAUGGAUGAGCACUGGAAGUUUUAUGUGGAAUGUGAAGAGUUAACAUUCUGAAGCCUUGUUUUCUUAAUAGUGUUAUUAGGUAUUUUUUCAUAUU
Camelus dromedarius (Arabian camel) is the source of this 6026-nucleotide messenger RNA. It is a transcript of the gene ANKRD31, whose product is annotated as ankyrin repeat domain 31. NCBI's taxonomy places the organism in Eukaryota, Metazoa, Chordata, Mammalia, Artiodactyla, Camelidae. The record is from RefSeq and is a predicted model, not a curated record. Gene Ontology annotation, molecular function: protein binding. The transcript has 27 exons.